CGCGAGUUUCUCUCCUGCUACCCCCUAUCCGACCGUCAACAUGGCGGUGCCGUUGACAAGUCCAUUCUAUGGCGUUUUCUCAGCCUCCGCCUGCCGCUUUUUCAUGCCUCUGUCCGGGCUCUCCUCGAGCGUCAGCUUAUCGAACGGGUUGACUAUCUCCUUACCCAACCCCCUUCUACCGCCUGGAUGCUUGACGCAGUAAGUCUGUUUUUUCCCCGAUAG
Molecule: messenger RNA, 222 nt
Organism: Dibothriocephalus latus
Lineage: Eukaryota; Metazoa; Platyhelminthes; Cestoda; Diphyllobothriidea; Diphyllobothriidae
Source: the annotation of a GenBank genome assembly